AUGGUUGCCGGAAUUGAACACUGCGUUUAUUGUUUCGACGUUCUGGUCGCCCAUUUUGAAGGAAGAGUACCUUUAGAACCAGAAUUCGAUGAUGAUCAAUAUCCACUCUUUGUGACUUGGAAUGUUGUUCAUCAUGAUCAACUACGCCUUCGUGGCUGUAUCGGAAAUUUUGAACCUCUUUCUCUUCAUUCUGGUUUGAAAGAAUACGCAAUAACUAGUGCUAUUCAUGAUAGAAGAUUUACACCUAUUACAGCUAGAGAAUUGACUAAUCUCACUUGCGGAGUUUCUCUUUUGACACAAUUUGAAGAUGCAGAUGAUUAUCUCGACUGGGAGAUUGGUGUUCACGGUAUUUGGAUUGAAUUCGUUGAUGACCACAAUCGUCGUAGAUCUGGUACUUACUUACCUGAAGUUGCGGAAGAACAAUGUUGGACUAAGGAAGAAACUAUUGAUUCUCUUCUCAGAAAAAGUGGAUACAAUGGUAGAAUUACCGAUAGAAUUCGUAGUCGCGUCGUUCUAACGCGUUAUCAAAGUGCAAAACAUAAUAUAACUUAUGAUGAAUAUAUUCAAUAUAUUCUUUCAAAAAAAUCAACAACACCUAACACUAAAGUUAUUCACCAUCACGAAAGUAAGAAAUCCAAAGAAUCUAAUAAUAAUAAACAAAAAUUGAUAAUCGAUGGAUUUGACAUCGAUGAGUUAAAUUAG
This is a messenger RNA of Diversispora eburnea, 702 nucleotides long. Lineage: Eukaryota; Fungi; Glomeromycota; Glomeromycetes; Diversisporales; Diversisporaceae. The record is from the annotation of a GenBank genome assembly.